AUGUCUAGUCAGUUUGUUCAUUUCUGUUUGAACCAGAAGGGUGCCUUUGGAAGCCUCACCCUGCGUAAAUGUAUAGCGAACUUCACUUUCUUCUUUGAGCUACCCUUAUCAGUACUUGCAGAAGGUUUGAUCAUUUCUAAAAUGGAAUGUAAUAAAGAUGACGCUAUCAAGUGUAAAGGCAUCGCUGAGAAAAAGUUAGAGAAAAAGGACAUUGCCGGAGCCAAUAAAUUUGCUUUAAAGGCUCAAAGUCUAUUUCCAAAUCUGGAGGGUCUUUCUGCGUUAUUGGAGGUCAUUAACCUCUAUGUUGCCUCUCAGAAGAAAAUAAAUGGAGAAGUAGACUUGUACGGAAUUUUUGGUCUGGAUCCCUCUGUCGACGAUGACACAUUGCGCAAAAAAUACAGAAAAAUGGCUCUGGUGUUUCACCCUGAUGAAAACAAGUCCACUGGGGCUGCUGGAGCAUUCUUAAUUCUUACUGAAGCCUUUAGUGUCUUGUCAGAUAAGGAAAAGAGAUCCACGUAUAAUCUGAAGCUGAACUUAGGAGCUCCGAAUCCUCCAUUACCAACCGACAGAAACGGUUUCUGUAAUUUCACCAGCAGCUCCAGCUCUCAGAAUGUGAGGAAUAAGGCGACUGAUGCCAAGACCCAGCACAUGCCAACUCAGUCCAGGACAUCAGCUCCUGCCGCCCGUUCACAUGUAGGGUUGUCAAAUGCACAUUAG
This is a messenger RNA of Fraxinus pennsylvanica, 717 nucleotides long. Lineage: Eukaryota; Viridiplantae; Streptophyta; Magnoliopsida; Lamiales; Oleaceae. The record is from the annotation of a GenBank genome assembly.